ACGGUCACACCCAACUGGCAGAAAAAAAAAUCGCACUUUUCAUAUUAAAACAAAACAAAGUUGUUUACGAAGAAAACCAGAUAUUUACGGCGAUGAGCGCCACACCACGAACACCUGCCACACCGGGCACACCUGGCACUCCCGGCAGCCUGGCCAUGGAAGUGGCCCGCGUCCAGAAUUCGGCCCUCGCCGAGUUCAAGAAGCCCACGGCGAUGGUGCGCCACAAGAACAAGCCGAAGAUCCUCACCGAGGAAAAGUACAUCGAGGAGAUGUCCAAGAUCAUCCAGCGCGACUUCUUUCCGGAUCUGGAGCGGCUGCGUGCCCAGAACGACUACCUGGACGCGGAGUCACGGCGCGACUUUGUCCAAAUGGCCGAGAUUCGGGAGCGCUACAGUCUGGGCAGGAUUCCCGGGACGGGAAGAAGCACCAGCCGACGGAACAACCAGCGGAAUAAUGCCAUGUCCCCGGCCACAUUUGAGACACCAGUGAGUCAGGCGAAUGGCAGCAAUACCCCAUUGCCCAAUUCCCGGGCCACAGACACACCAUUUUCCACCGAUGGCAGCGAGAAGAGCGACGCCGAGGGCAGGGACAACACCUCCAAGCUAUCGCUGGACGCCUUCCUGCAGAAGUACACCAGCGAGGAUAACCAGAGCUUUCAGGAGAUCAUCGAAACGGCGGAGGCCAAGCUGCGUCAGAAAUACGCUGUGCUCUAUAACCAUGAGAAGCUCUCCGCAGAGCAACUGCAGCGUGCUCUCAUGCUGCCUAGCAUAGAAAAGCAAUUCGAGGAGCCAGAUCCGCUGAGGAAGAUAGAAACCUGGAACUACACCAACAUGAACUCCAUUAUGUACGUGCCCGAUGGCGUGGAGUACACCGAGGAGGAGCGCGUCCAGUUGGCCGAGCGAAAGCAGAGCAUCCAACACAAUGCCACCAGGCUGCCCGAUGAGGCAAAGCACCGCGAGAUGGACACCAAAAAGCAGGAUGAAGUGUCACAAAACGGUGCCACUGGAGAAGCCACAGCCACUCCGAGAAUACGCGGUUUCGAUUUGUUGCGCUCACCAUCACCACGACCCGGCGAGGCUUUCUCGCCCAUCAUGACGUGGGGCGAGAUCGAUGGCACUCCCUUUCGCCUGGACGGAGGCGACACGCCAUUGCGGCCAACGCAAGGACCCUCGUUCCGGAUCAAUGAGAACUCACGGCGUGAAAACAUCGCCAUUGCUUUGGCGGAAAAGGUCAGCGAAAAGAUGCGAAAUCAGAAACAAAUGGCCCUGGACACGGCGCGUCGCAACAUUGGAUCUCCACUGAUACGCACCAACAUGGAACGACUGGCCAGCAUGUCGCCGGCAGCCCAGCUCCUGGCCACGGGUAAGCUGGGUAUCCGAGGAACGCCCAGAUUAGCGCACACACCAUCACCGCUGGGCGCCAGAAAGCGCAAGGUCACGCCCGGUGUGGUGAGGAGCACCACCAAUACGCCACUGGGAGCACCCAAACAACAGCCGGCCAAGAUGAGCACUCCGUCUAAGAACGCCACCAUCGAUACGGGAUCCACACUCACGGACGAUCUGCUCAAGAUACCCACUAAGCGACGCACUGCAGCCGAUUUCUUUUAGCACAUACAUACCCAUGCCGCAUUGUUCAUGUUUAAUUUCAUUAGAAUACAUCAUAAUCCUACGUCUGUUACUACGAAA
Molecule: messenger RNA, 1685 nt
Organism: Drosophila teissieri
Lineage: Eukaryota; Metazoa; Arthropoda; Insecta; Diptera; Drosophilidae
Gene: Es2
Product: splicing factor ESS-2 homolog
Exons: 2
Coding region: 93-1607 (504 amino acids)
Cellular component (GO): catalytic step 2 spliceosome
Source: RefSeq, a predicted model, not a curated record